Molecule: messenger RNA, 1369 nt
Organism: Cyprinus carpio (common carp)
Lineage: Eukaryota; Metazoa; Chordata; Actinopteri; Cypriniformes; Cyprinidae
Product: tripartite motif-containing protein 16-like
Exons: 5
Coding region: 12-1094 (360 amino acids)
Molecular function (GO): protein binding
Source: RefSeq, a predicted model, not a curated record
AGAUAAAGAUAAUGCAGAGGUCCUUCUGGAAGAGAAUUCAGCAGAGAGAGAAAGAUCUUCAGCAGCUGAGAGAGGCUGUGGAGUCUUAUAAGGGCUCUGCACAGACAGCAGUCGAGGAAAGUGAGCAGAACUUCUCUGAGCUCAUCUGCUUCAUUGAGAGAUGCCGUUCUGAGUUUAUACAGCGGAUCAGAGAUCAGGAACAGGCUGCAUUUAGUCGAGCUGAAGGAGGACUGGAACAACUGGAGCAGGAGAUCAAUGUUCUGAGGAGGAGAGACGCUGAGCUGGAGCAGCUUUCACACACACAGGAUCACACCCAGUUCCUGAAGAGUUUCCAGGCUCUUUCACCACCUCCUGAAUCAACAGAAGUACCCAACAUUCCCUUCACUUCUCUCUUCUCUUUUGAUGGCCUGAGAGAAUCUGCCCGUCAGAUGAGAGACAAACUGGAGGAUUUUUGCAAAGAGGAGCUCAAAAAUAUCUCAGACAGAGUCACAUUUACCAACCUAGUUUCUAGGACCAGAAACGACCUUCUACAAUAUUACCGUCAGCUCAUUCUGGAUCUUAACACAGUGAAUCGAUGCAUCUGUCUGUCUGAGAGCAACAGAGCGAUUACUUACACUAACACUUGCAGUUACAUUUACUCAGAACAGCUAUAUCCUGAUCACCCAGAGAGAUUUGAUUAUUGGCAGCAGGUGUUGUGUAGAGAGAAUGUGGGUGGACGCUGUUACUGGGAGAUUGAGUGGAGUGGGUUUGUGUUUAUAUCAGUGUCAUAUAAGAGCAUCAGGAGGAAGGGAUGCUCCUCCUGUGUGGAUUUGGAAUCAGUGGAUCAAUGUGGAUUUGGAAAUAUUGAUCAGUCCUGGUGUUUUUGCCACUCUCCCACCAUUAAUUCAUUUGUACACAAUAAUACAUGGACUGAACUUCCUGUAAAGCCCAUCAGCAGUAGAAUAGGAGUGUAUGUGGAUCACAGUGCAGGGACUCUGUCCUUCUACAGCAUCUCUGACACAAUGAUCCUCAUCCACACAGUCCAGACCACAUUCACUCAUCCACUCUAUCCUGGGUUUAGGGUAGAUAAUGACUCAUCAUUGAAACUGUGUUGAUCAAUCAGAAUAGACCGAUGAGAGAUUUGGAGAAAAUUAGCUGCUUGAUAAACCAGUAACAGUGAGUUGUUACAGAGUGUCUGGUAACACGUUAUAACAAAACAUGAGCACUUUUUAUUUCUAUUUGCAUAACUAUUAUGAACUCAAUGACUCCUUGGACAUCUAAACCUGAAAAAUCAUCAUCUUCCUGGAGUAAUAAUUACACUGUCUGUUGUGUUUAUUAGUGCAGAAGUGCAGAACGUAAAUGGAAAUGGGACAAAUUUCAGAUUUCAUAU